Glycine soja is the source of this 2046-nucleotide messenger RNA. RefSeq names its product transmembrane protein 184A-like. Lineage: Eukaryota; Viridiplantae; Streptophyta; Magnoliopsida; Fabales; Fabaceae. Gene Ontology annotation, biological process: transport. Gene Ontology annotation, molecular function: transporter activity. The transcript is spliced from 4 exons. The coding region runs from base 807 to 1697 and encodes 296 amino acids. The record is from RefSeq and is a predicted model, not a curated record.
AUUAUUGAAACAAACACUUUUUCGCGUCUCUUCUUUGUGGCUUUUGCAAGCGACUGAUUUUAGGAAAAUUGAAUAUUUUAACUUUCCAAGUAAAUACAAUAAGAAUCUCUAGAUCUAAUCAGACUCGAAGUAAAUACAUUAUUAGUUUGGAUUGUGUCGAUUGAGCCAACCCUGAGAAAGACUUGCUAAUAUAACAUCACUUGAUUACAAUACACAGAAAUCAGAAGACUACAAUAGACUUGGCUUCUUUUAUUCAAGUGAUGUUAUGGUCUUAGUUAUGGCCGUCCAGCAGCUACUUCACAAUCUUGAAGCUUUUCAGCCUUCCAUUACAAUCCGUAUUAGAAGAACUCCAGUUAGAAAAGAGCCCAUAGUUUUUCCAAAAGGCUCCUAAUACUAUUCGCUCAAGCAUGCAUGCAUGUUUUAGGGCAUUCAUAACAAACUGGAUUUCAUACCACGUUCCACUACAGCCUAACUGUUCAAUUACUUUGAGCUUCACUAUUGAGAAAAUAAAGUUUUAUUUUAUUAUUUGGACAUGUUAAAAUUUUGUUUCGUUCUCACUGUAAAUAUUAAAAUAAAAGCAAAUAUUUUUUUUCUUCUAAUUUUACAUCCUUAUUUUAUUCAUGAGAAUUGUCAUGAUUCAUAAGAGUUUUAGUACGGAAUUGGAGCCACGUGUCUCAAUUAUAAACUUAUACAAUCAUAAACCCUUUCUGUCAUCGCUUCCGCUGCCAUUGAAAGAAGCUGUUGAAUCGCGUCGAAUAAGGUUCUGAAAUUUUUAAGCUUUCAUCUCAGACAGGGUGUAAUAAGAAAUGAUAGAUAUAAGUACUCUCAAUGCUGCACAGAUUACUGUGCUGGGAUCCGCGUUUUGUGUUAUGCUUUCCAUGCAUUUCACGACGCAGUUAAUGUCUCAGCAUCUCUUCUAUUGGAAGAAUCCGAAAGAGCAAAAGGCUAUUAUCAUUAUCAUCCUUAUGGCUCCUAUCUAUGCAGCUGUCUCCUUUGUGGGUCUCUUGGAUAUCAGAGGAAGCAAGGAGUUUUUCACCUUUUUAGAGUCAGUUAAAGAAUGUUACGAAGCUUUGGUCAUUGCCAAGUUUCUGGCUUUGAUGUAUAGUUACCUGAACAUAUCCAUUAGUAGAAACAUUGUGCCCGAUGAAAUUAAAGGCAGGGAAAUUCACCACUCUUUUCCAAUGACACUCUUUCAGCCUUGUACUGUUCGCCUGAACCACCAUAAUUUGAAGCUUCUAAAAUAUUGGACAUGGCAGUUUGUUGUUGUCCGUCCAGUAUGUUCCUUUCUGAUGAUUGCAUUACAGCUACUCGGGCUGUAUCCAACUUGGUUGAGCUGGGCAUUCACCAUUGUUCUCAACACAUCUGUGUCGUUAGCCUUGUAUUCUCUGGUGGUCUUUUACCAUGUGUUUGCUAAAGAACUGGCACCACACAAGCCUCUAGCGAAAUUCUUGUGCAUCAAAGGAAUUGUUUUCUUCUGCUUUUGGCAGGGAAUGUUGCUGGACCUUUUAGCGGCAAUUGGUGUCAUUCAAUCUCGUCAUUUGCGGUUAGAUGUGGAGCACAUUGAGGAAGCAAUGCAGAAUAUUUUGGUAUGUCUAGAGAUGGUUAUCUUUUCUGUUCUUCAACAGUAUGCUUAUCAUCCUGCACCAUAUAGUGGAGAAGUUGAGAAAAUGCUUAAACAAAACAAGAAAAAUGAAUGAUAUGAUAAGGUCAAAAGAAAAAAAUCAGGGUACAGAGAUGUAUUCAAGAGCUGUUUAUUGUGGCGCUAGAAAUACAUGAAAACACUGAUGCAAAGUGGAUGUGUUAUUUUUAUAAUGUUAUUGUACUCGUACAAGGUUGCCCAUCCACCACCUCUGUAACGUUUCCUUUUUGGUUGAUGUUAAAAGAGAUUAGUCUUUAUUAUUAUUAUUAUUUGCUAUCAAGUAUCUAGUAUCUAGCGUAAGGCCAUUUGCUUGGGAUGAUAGUUGUUUCUGGUUACUGUCUCGGAUACUUUUAUGGUUUGAAUCAAGGGAAUAACUGAUCAAUAUACAUAAACUCAAACUUGAAUUC